AUGAGAAUGACCAAUAGUCAGUCUGUUAAGGUAAUUUUGUAAAAGUAAUGAAGAAUGCCAUAAAUCUUGUAGAAGUUGUUCAGGAUCAGGUGCUAAUGAUUGUUUAAGUUGUUAUAAUACCUUUGAAAUACAAAAUGGAAACUGUGUAUGCAACUUAGGUUAUUAUUAUGAUUAUGACAAUAUGGAAUGUAGAUGUAUUAAAUUAUUAUAAAAUCAGAAUGUCAUUAUAGUUGUGA
This is a messenger RNA of Paramecium octaurelia, 236 nucleotides long. Lineage: Eukaryota; Ciliophora; Oligohymenophorea; Peniculida; Parameciidae. The record is from the annotation of a GenBank genome assembly.